This is a messenger RNA of Protopterus annectens (West African lungfish), 10659 nucleotides long. Its product is annotated as phospholipid-transporting ATPase ID-like. The coding region runs from base 268 to 3873 and encodes 1201 amino acids. The transcript has 28 exons. NCBI's taxonomy places the organism in Eukaryota, Metazoa, Chordata, Ceratodontiformes, Protopteridae. Gene Ontology annotation, biological process: phospholipid translocation; Golgi organization. Gene Ontology annotation, cellular component: plasma membrane. The record is from RefSeq and is a predicted model, not a curated record. Gene Ontology annotation, molecular function: ATP binding; ATPase-coupled intramembrane lipid carrier activity; ATP hydrolysis activity.
UUUCCGUACUGAGAAGGCAAACUGAUUUCUCUUAGUGGAUUGGCAUGACAGAACACAUUUCCUAAGGGUUUAUUCACUUCGGUUACUUUUAAUGUUUUCUUUGCUCAACCCUGAUGAUAAGACAGAGAAAGAAAUAAACCCUCCUAACAUACAAAACAUUUCGUAGAAGGAGUAAAAUCUUUCAAAUGGAGUAUGUGUAACAGUGCAAGAGAUAGUAACAGUGGAAAGGAAAUUCCAUGGAUCUGUAGGCUACUGUAAGUAGUUGGAAUGUCGCUGACCAAUUUCCUGUGCAAAAAGAAAAGUUAUAAAGAGGAAGAAAGGCACUUAAGAGCAAAUGACAGACAAUUCAAUCUGCAAUUUCAGUAUGCGACAAAUGCAAUUAAGACUUCAAAGUACAAUAUUUUCACAUUCCUGCCCCUCAACCUUUUUGAACAAUUUCAAAGACUAGCAAAUGCAUAUUUUUUAUUCCUUUUGAUACUACAGCUCAUUCCCCAAAUCUCUUCUUUGUCUUGGUUUACCACUGUGGUUCCCCUUGUUCUGGUGUUAUCAGUUACAGCUGCCAAGGAUGCUAUCGAUGAUGUUAAUCGACAUAAAAGUGACAACCAGGUCAACAACCGUCAAGCUCAAGUCCUCAUCAAUGGACAGCUAGAGAAUGAAAAAUGGAUGAAUGUCCAAGUGGGAGAUGUUGUCAAACUUGAAAACAACCAGUUUGUAACGGCAGAUUUACUGUUGUUGUCCAGCAGUGAGCCAUAUAGUCUGAUAUACAUAGAAACUGCUGAGCUUGAUGGAGAAACCAAUUUGAAGGUGAAACAAGCAUUAACAGUUACAGGUGAUAUGGGAGAAGAUAUUAAACAACUGUCAGCUUUUGAUGGUGAGAUCAGGUGUGAGCCCCCCAAUAACAAGCUGGACAAAUUCACUGGGACACUAAUGUACAAAGAUCAGAAAUAUUCUUUGGACAAUGAGAAAAUACUACUGAGAGGCUGCACUUUAAGAAAUACAGAAUGGUGCUUUGGUCUUGUGAUCUUUGCAGGUCCGGAUACAAAAUUAAUGCAAAACAGUGGAAGAACAACACUUAAGCGUACGAGCAUAGACCGACUAAUGAAUGUUCUCGUGUUAUGGAUCUUUGGAUUUUUGGCCUUCAUGUGUAGUUGUCUGUCCAUUGGCAACUCUGUGUGGGAAUACAAAGUGGGAUACUAUUUUAAAAUCUUUCUCCCUUGGCCUGAAGAUGUUUCUAAUUCCUCUUUCUCUGGAUUCCUCAUGUUUUGGUCAUAUGUUAUCAUCCUAAAUACCGUUGUGCCAAUUUCUUUAUAUGUAAGUGUGGAGAUUAUACGCUUGGGUAAUAGCUUCUACAUUAACUGGGACAGAAAAAUGUACUACCCAAAGAAAGAUACCCCAGCAGAAGCCCGCACAACAACAUUAAAUGAAGAGCUUGGCCAGAUAAGGUAUAUUUUCUCAGACAAAACAGGAACCCUCACACAAAACAUCAUGACAUUCAACAAAUGCUCCAUUAAUGGCAAAACAUAUGGUGAUGUAUUUGAUUUUGCUGGACAAAGACUUGAAAUUACUGAGAAGACAGAAAAGGUUGACUUUUCAUUUAAUCCACUAGCAGAUCCAAAGUUUGUGUUCCAUGAUCAUGGUUUAGUGGAAGCUGUGAAACUAGGCGAUCCUGCUGUCUGUGAAUUUUUCCGUUUGCUUUCUCUUUGCCAUACUGUGAUGCCAGAGGAAAAACAAGAAGGAAACCUGUUAUAUCAAGCCCAGUCUCCAGAUGAGGGCGCUCUGGUCACUGCUGCUCGAAACUUUGGAUAUGUGUUCCGUUCCCGUACACCAGAGACCAUUACAGUUGUCGAAAUGGGGGAAACCAGAACAUAUGAGUUGCUUGCUAUUCUGGAUUUUAACAAUGUGCGGAAAAGGAUGUCUGUCAUAGUUCGGAAUCCAGAAGGUAGACUGACAUUGUACUGUAAGGGGGCUGACACAAUAAUCUAUGAGCGUCUAGAGCUAUCCUGCCAGCAGCUGAUGGACACAACAACAGAACAUCUCAAUGAGUUUGCUGGAGAUGGUUUAAGAACACUGGUUUUAGCAUAUAAAGACCUGGAUCAUAAGUAUUUUGAAACUUGGAAACAGCAGCAUUUUGAAGCAAGUACAGCCCUGGAAGACAGAGAAGAUAAACUCUCAGAACUGUAUGAAGAAAUUGAAAAGGACUUGAAGUUACUAGGUGCUACAGCAAUUGAAGACAAGCUACAAGAUGGUGUCCCUCAUACUAUAGAAAAGCUAUCUCAAGCAGGCAUUAAGAUUUGGGUACUGACAGGAGACAAACAAGAAACGGCUGUGAACAUUGGCUACUCCUGUAACAUGCUGAGCGAUGAUAUGAAAGGCAUUUUUAUUGUUGCUGGACAUUCUGCUAGUGAAGUGUUGGAAGAGCUGAGGAAUGCAAGAUUAAAAAUGAAGCCUGAAUCAUUUAAUGAUGAUGAUGAGGUCAACAUCCAACUGACAAAGCCUCAAAAGAAAUAUAAGAAGUCUGUAGUGUUGCCCGAAGAGACUGUUGAAGAGGAAUAUGGCUUGGUUAUAAAUGGACACAGUCUGGCAUACGCUCUAGAAGAAAAUACAGAAGUGGAGUUGCUACGGACAGCAUGCAUGUGUAAGACUGUCAUCUGCUGUCGUGUCACCCCACUGCAGAAGGCUCAGGUGGUAGAGCUGGUGAAGAAGUACAAGAAGGCUGUCACUCUAGCCAUUGGGGAUGGUGCAAAUGAUGUUAGCAUGAUCAAAACUGCUCAUAUUGGGGUUGGAAUAAGUGGACAAGAAGGAAUGCAAGCAGUUCUGUCCAGUGACUUCUCCUUUGCUCAGUUUCGUUACCUGCAACGUCUAUUGUUAGUUCAUGGAAGAUGGUCCUACAUUCGCAUGUGCAAGUUUCUCAGAUACUUUUUCUACAAAAAUUUUGCCUUCACACUUGUACACUUCUGGUAUGGUGGCUUCUGUGGAUUUUCAGCUCAGACUGUCUAUGAUGAAUGGUACAUUACUUUGUACAAUCUAGUCUACACCUCUCUGCCAGUGCUCGGUAUGAGUCUUUUUGACCAGGAUGUGAAUGACCGCUGGAGUCUUGAAUUUCCAAAGUUGUAUAAACCGGGGCAGCAGAAUAUAUAUUUCAACAAGAAGGAGUUUGUGAAAUGUGUGCUGCAUGGAAUUUAUAGUUCAAUUAUUCUAUUCUUCAUACCGUAUGGGGCAAUGUAUGACUCAGUAAGGGAUGAUGGAAGAACUGUUUCAGACUACCAGUCUUUCGCAUUAAUGGCUCAAACAUGUUUGCUUGUGGUUGUUUCUGUACAGAUUGGUUUGGACACUGCCUACUGGUCAGCUGUUAACCAGUUUUUCAUCUGGGGGAGCCUGGCAGCUUACUUUGCUAUAACUUUCACCAUGUACAGCGAUGGAAUGUAUCUAAUCUUCAAAAAAUCAUUUCCUUUCAUUGGAAGUGCAAGAAAUACUCUAAGUCAGCCAAGAACAUGGCUCGCUAUCUUCCUUACCAUCAUUCUAUGUGUACUUCCAGUGAUUACGUAUCGAUUUAUCAAGUCUGUGCUGAUGCCAUCCUACAGUGACAAAGUUCGUUACAAAAUAAGCCAGGCGAAGAAAGGGCCACCGCCGCAAGUGUACAGAAGACGUAUACGUCGAACCAGUUCAAGGCGUUCUGGAUAUGCUUUUGCACACCAGCAUGGCUAUGGAGAUCUAAUCACAUCAGGGCGAAAUAUGAGAAACAGGCAUUCCAGUGCAUCAGUGACAAAGUUCCCCAACUCAAGUGUUGGAACCUAUGUAAAUGUCAGACAGAAUAUUCCAAUGUCUCUACCACUAAAUGAAAUUGCCUCCUUCUCAGGUUCAGAGAAUUCCUAAUAUACAUGACUUGCCACAAGCAGUGUGGUUACUGCAGAACUGAAAGGACUGGGUACCAGAUUAGUAAGGGAAAAUUAAAAAAAUGUCUUUCUUACUUAAGACUGGAUGUCAUAUCUCUUCCUCUACGGGCUGUGUAAUUUUGUAUUCCUUGGAGCACAUUCUCAGAUGGCAUUACAAAGAUGAGCACUGGGAUACAGUGAAUGGGUCCAUGCACUUAAAGCCAUAUAAUAACCUAACCAUUGGCAAUAGCAGACUACCUCUAUUAUAAUGUUGGGACUCUCUUUUAUAAUGGUUGUAAACUGAUGUAAACCACAGUAAGAUUGUUGUUUUUAAGCAGUACCCCCAUUACUAUACAUAUUGUUUCAAUGUCCUAUAAAAUGUUAUCACUAAUUUGAACCUAUGAUACUAACACCUCCAUAAAAUUCUACCCUCCAUUAAUUGCACCACCAGUCUAAAAAUUGCAUAUAUAGUACAUAUGAACACAAACAACUAUCUCAUUAUUGCAAAACAGAAAAUUUACCAUGCUAAAUGUAUUACUAUUAAAAAAAAACAUACUGCAAAAUUCUGCAGAUAAGCAACGAUAACAGAUUUCCCAGAACAGAGAAAGGCACACAUUUUUUUCUAUGCUGUUUAAUUUUUCAGAAUUAUCACUACACAACAACAUAAUUGUAAACAUUAGAAUUCUGAAGUAUAAGCCGUACCAUAUAUGUCUUAACAGUGAUACAAAAAUGAUUUUAACAUUUCUGUGGUAUGCGUCUUUAUGCAUACAAUGAUGAAUCUGUAAAUCCUUCCUUUGUCAGCUGUAAUAAGUAGCCCAGCUGGUUAAAGGGACUAUUUAUGGAUACUGGAAACCCAGUACUGUACACACACUGGUGCAUAUUUCAAGCUACUCGACUGAGGUAGAUACUUGUUAUAUUGUCAUGUUAUGACUGAUUGACCCAGGAAUGUAAAAAAUGUAAAUGCUUAUGCAUUAUAAAUUAGAAUUUUUUUUUUGUCAAAGGGUGAACUUAAUGUUUGUGACAUUUCAGCUGACAUUUGUGUUCUACAGGAAAAGGAAACUAUAAACUACUUGCAUCAACUCAGAAAAAAAAAUAAAAUUGUUUUCCUAUUUAACAGUUUAUGACUAGGUUUCUGUUAGCAUUCCAUUCUGCCCAUGUUUUGACAGGAGGUGUAACCUGCCUCUGAUGCCAGGAGGUGGAGCUGAGAGAACCUACUACUAAUAUGAGUUACGUUCUUCCAUAAUAAGUGCUAAAGUUUUUUCUGUACAUUUUAAUUACUGUAGUGAUUUACCAAGAUAUAAUAAUCAGUGCAUUUGACUUUGUAUCCCCUCCUACACAUAUUCAUUAAAGCAUGUCAUUGUAUUGAUAGCUUCCCUCCCAUGGAUUUGUCAUGAUUCUGUUUUCAGUUAUUGUAGCUGUUGAUGAUCCCUUAGGAUGCAGAUUUAACUCCCCUCACCAGUGUUUUCUCAAUCACGUGCUACAGCUCAGAAUGGUAAAAUCUUAGUUAUUAAGUAGAAUGUCCUAGAUUGCAAGGACUUCUUCGAGGAACAUUAACAUCGACUUAGGGGCAUCACGGCUCCAUUUGUACCUCCCCCCAUCUAUUUUCAAAUAAUAAUUGCAUAUGUUGUUUUUCUGUAGACUCUAAGUGAUUGUAUACAAUGAGACACCCAGCUGAACUGCAUUUGAUUACCUUAUACAAUCUGCUAAAAGUCUUGCAGUAUGCUUCAGGUGUGUGGGAUAUUUCCUGGCAAAUAAAAACUAAAUAAAAUAAUGGCAUAGUAAUACAAUACGUUUUAUGUUUUAGCAACUAGGCUGCUGCAACAAUACCAAUACCAACCCACACUGUAGAAUAAGUACAUUGCAAAAUGAACUUAGAUGACAUCAUAGACUAAACUGACUCCUCAUCCUUUUUUCCCGUGAAAAGCAGGGAUACCUAGUAGCCUAGCUUAUGAUUGAUGUUAAUGUGAAAGCUUGAUUUUAGUUCAGUCACAGACAGAGCAUUGAGAAUAAGUUUAUACACAGAGCAUGUGACCCUUGGUCCACAUAGCAUGCACUUAGUUAAAGUCUGAAAGAGAAACUUAGCAUAACAAAUUUAACAGACAAAUGCUACUGUAGGCAGACAAAUGCUAUUGUAGACACUCCCAGCUGGCCUCUCUCUAUAAAGACUGUUGUAUAGUAUUUCUUCUGGCUAUGCUCAGAAGUUCUCAGAAAACAGCAAGGUAGCUCGGAUUACAGAAUUUCUUUUGCUUACUUUAGGGAUUUAUACAGUUAUUUUAUGUUGGUCUGUAUAAUAUUAAGGAGGAAAGGGGGUUUAGACCAUCUCCCUUAUGAGGUGACAUUGCCCAGGAGAACUGCAGCCCUUAUGACUCCAUCAUUGCCAUCACAAAUAUCCACACAAAUAAGAAGAAAACUAAUUGCCAAAAAGGAGCCAGUGAGUUAUCUCACUGGGUACUGUGAAAAACACAAAACAGAGAGCUGACCCAUUUACUGUGGGACAGCACUCUAUGUAAAAAAGAUAAGAGCUUAUAAAUGUUUUUUUUUUUUUAUUACAACUUUUACCUCUCACAUUACUAGCAAAGUGACUUGAUGUUCAUGAAGCAGAGCUUUCCUACAGUUACUAGUUACUAAAGAUCCACAUCAAACAAUCUUAUUCAAACAUACACAUUUAUGCUUAUAUGUAAUACAGUAGAAGAAACUUGAUAGUUUAUGUCAUGUGCCUGAAUGUUGUGCAUGACACUACAGCUGCUAUUCCUCAUCCAGUACCCCCUACCCAUUUUUAUUUAUCCCAUACCAUUUUAAAAUAUUCAGCAGUCUUGUUAUGUUCCACAAGUCCAGGAGUCCAUUCCAUUUCUCCAUCACUCUCUCAGUGAAAUAUUACUUUCUGUCAGUCACUCUAAAGCUGGACUCUACACUUUGAAUUUUAUCAUCUUUCUUUUUCCUUCAGUCCUAUCCUUCAUCUUCACAUCAGCCCACUCAUAAUUCCUGUUAAUGAAGUUAUGGAACCAGAGCCUCCUUUCCCUUCUGUUGUCCAGAUAGAACAGACCAGCCUGUCUAGUGUCUCUGUAACUAGUAUUUUUUAUGUUUUACAAUUUUGUUGACCUUCCUAUACACUUUAUUUAUAACAUUUGUAUAUUUUUCACUACAAAGUCUCAAAACUUAGGUAGAAUAUUCCAAAUGAAAGGCAUUAGUGGCCUAGAGAACAAGACUAUUGCCUCAUUGCCCCUAUAAUCUAUACCCCUGGAGAUGAAUCCCAAUUUCCUGCUUGGCUUAGCUGUUACCUUUUCACUCUGUUCCUGGUGUAUCACUGCUUCAUUUGUAUUCUGUGAUAAUUGUGGUCCCUUUGCCAUUUCCUCUUUAUUUUUGUGAAACACUGUUCCAACCAUCUUAAAACUUUCUGACUAGUAUUCUUGUCAUAUUGGUCCUAAAAAAUAAGAGACAGAAAUUAAAGCUAAUGUAACACAUUUGCUGAAUGAAUGUAGCCAUCACAAAGUAAAUGUCAGUUUUGAUACGUUGAAACACAGUUAAUGAAAAACCUCUCUGCAACCAAAAAACUUAAGUAUUGAAAUACUGCAAGUUUUUCACACUGAGGAAGGUUUUUAUCUGAAAGCUUUGUGCACAUUAAAAGUUUUUAUAGCACUUCCAAAGUCUGUUAUUUUGUUUGUUGCUUUUUGCUGUGAUUUUACGUGACUCUGUUUCACAGUGGUCUUGAUCCUGUUUUUUGUACUAAGUUUUUACCUAAGGCCAGUUAAAGGUAUUGUUUGUUGUGCAACUCAGAAAUCAUUCACCUAUUCUACAGUGCAUCUAGCAAUGUCUAAAGGACUCAUUCUCAGGGAAUGCAGACGGCUUUGCAUAAAUUACACUAUCUACAUAACUAUAAUAUACAAUAAAGCUACUAAGAUGUCCCACCAUUUUGUUCUCCAUUACUAGUUUAAGAGACGUUUGCUGCUCUUAUUUGUCUCAGAAACCCUGACACUAUAUUAAUUUAUUUAUCACUAAAGCUAUAGACUCCAUGAUAUGAGUUUGCAAAUGUUGUUUUUAACUUGAUGGAUAUUUAAAAUAUUCUGAAUUAUGUGAAUUGUUAAGGGUUUAUGCUCGUGUUUCAUAUCACACAGUCAUUUGUUGUUGAUGUUACUCCGUAACCAAACCUUGCUGUAUAUUUAUCCCCUUUUAGUUUAAAAUCAAAUGUAGUCAUACCUUUCAAUUCCUUACAGCAAGAAGUAUAGACAAAGCAAAAAUAAUGUCAGGGACAAAAAUCCAAAAUCAAGGAUAAAUUUUAAAUAUUCCUCUAAUAGUUUGAAAUUUGAUAUAAUAGCAGGUUUUGCAUAACAUGCAUUUCAAAAGGAUGUGAAAUCUGAAACUCAAAUGCCUGUCAUUUUUUAGUGACUUCAGUCUGCAAUAAUUCUUCAUAAAACUACAUUUUUAUGAGGAACAGACUAAAAAUAUGAAACAAAAAUCCGUACUUUCUGUGAAAUACUGGAAAGUUGAAAGUUAUGAUGUGGUCACAUGCCAAAUUCAAUUUAGUUUGAGGAAGUGACAGUUUAAUAAGAACGUGCCAUUGUUUAAAUAUAACAAUUUCAUCUUUAUAAUGCAUUGAAUUCAGAAGCAGUGCUGUCUGUAUGACCAAUUACAAAGGGUAGCAUGCAUGUUACAGAACCUCUGGCUGUUUUGACCAUCCCAUGGGUACCUUAUAGCGAUUACAGACGCAGAAUAUUUUAAGUGCCUUAAACAUCUGCAAUCAGCCUAUCUUUGAAACAUAGGCAAAGGUCUGCUUUUAUAAUGACAAGAAAAAGUGGUUCAGCCUUAGAAGGUCAGUUUAGUCAACAAUGGAUUUUUUUUUACAUUCCUGCCCAUUCAGUACAUAUAUGAUGUAUGUUUGCUGUAUUCUUGGCUUCACUUUCUCGAUUUAUUUCACAGAUGUUUGCAGGUUAUUCUGCAUUCAUGGAUAUGUACACAGCACAAUAAACACUAAGAUUCAGUGUAUUCAUUCCCUGAAUGGCAAAGGGGUGGAGUCAAGCAUUCCAUACAUCUGAAGUAGUUUAAUAUUUAAGUUAUGUGACAUCCUUUUGUGGCUCAGUGCUCAAACUCUACCAUGCACAUUAAACUCUUGAAACACGUGCUAAAUGCAGCACUUAAACUGACUGAUGUUCAGUGUGACACUGUACUAACUGUUCUGUGAAUGGCAGCAUGAGUUAAUGUUUUUUAUUCAUGUGUUCUUUUCUUAUUCCUGAAACUCUGCAUAUGUGCUAAAACUAAAAGAGAAAGUUAUGAGUUCCAUCACAUCAGCCAGUUGUUAAUCACUGCCAUAAAAGCAUCAGGUCUGAAGGCAGACAAAUCCAGCCUGAUCUCCCUUUUCCAUUACUGCUGUUACCACCAUGACCGUCUGAGUAGAAUGCAUAGCUACAGAUUAAACCCAUGGCUUUGCACCUAGUUACACUUUCUAUACACAUACAUACACACAGACACUCUUACACCUCUCUUGAUGUGAAUAAUUACUCCUUCAUGUACAUCCUUCGGCUUUCUAUUAUAAUACCCUUGUCAUUCAUUCUGAGCUGUUUGGAAAAAUGGCUAUAAUCUGAAUGGUAUUUUAUUCUUUCCUCCUCUUUAGAAAAAUAAUAAAUUGUGGUGUAUCAGUGUUUCCUCACAGGGCUUUUGCUGUAAAUUGAUUGUAUAAUAUUUAGCCUGACCUUUGUAGGGCCAGCUCCAGGAAAAUUGCAUCCUGACAGAAAUAACGUCUCGACAUAUUUCUCUAGCAGAUGCUGCCUCCUUCAGUAAUUUAUAAAGGUGAGUCUAUUGUUCCUUCCCCUAGUGUUCCUUUUCCUAAAUUUCCCCCCAAACCUCCUUCCUGUGUUCCCUUAAAUUCCAGUAGCAUUCACAGCAAAUUCUCAUACUGUAAAGUAAAUAUGACAAUACCUACCUUCAUUUGUUUACAGUCCAAGCCUUUCUUAACUCAUUGUGAAUUAUGGUUAAAUUUCCUUUUAUGUCAUUUUGAACAUUUAGCUAUGAAGUCCUACUGCCAUAUCAUUGAAGACUUAUUUUACUCUUAUAAACUCUUUUUCUUUUCACAGCGCCCUGAUGAGUAUUGUGUUGCUGGAAUGAAUGGUAUUCUCUUUGACAAAGAAAUCAUUUCCAUUUAAUCCAUAUUUAGCACUACAGACAACAAAGAGGACCAGUGUCAGAACAGAUCUAUUUGACAUAUUCUUGCUACUGUCUUUUGCUCUUAGUAAGAACUGAUUUAUCAUCAUUCACUUCAUCAUUGUUAACCAGUUUUAUGCCCAUCUCUGAUGACAUUUUCUUUACCUACUCUACCCAGCUUUCCUGUUACUUAUUUGUACAGCACAAAACUACAUCUGGCUUUCAAAGUCAAAGUACUACAGAAAGGAAGAUGUAAUGCUGAGACAGAUGUGAGACAAACAAGAUAAAUGCAAACAACCAGUCAUUUAUACUGUCAGGUGUGGAAAGUCAACAUAGGCAGAUGCUUUCAAAGAAAAUAUACUUAAUAAAUCCAGUAUGAAUUCUUAGUUGAAAGGAACACAAAUCAUAUUUAAAAAAAUCUGAUGGGUUUCUUAGUAGUACUAUCCAAGGAAACAGGGCAUGAUGAUGUCUCAGGCCUACUUGACAAUAUUUGCCAGCGCCUGAAUUAUGUUUCCAAAUCGUUGAAUACGGUAUUGUAUAUAUGAAGUGUCUCAAUGCUGUUCUGUAUUUUGCUAAUUGUAUCUCAAAUUGUUGUCAGCAGUCAGUUACUGUUUUGUCUAAAUUACUGUCAAUAAAUUUUUUUGUGGAAAAGUAA